AUGAUAGAAUCCCGAUUUUUAUCCCACUUGACCUUUCUACUUUAUUAUUUGUCCACUCCCCCACCAUGGCCCCCCAAGCGAAUCCUCUGCGUCGGCCUCUGCAACCUGGACAUCAUCCAAGUGUGCGACGCCUUCCCCGAGGAAGACUCCGACCAACGAUCGCUGCAAAGCCGCUGGCAGCGCGGUGGCAACGCCUCGAACAACUGUACCGUCCUGGCCCUGCUCGGUGCGGACGCUGAGCUGCUGGCGACCUUUGCCGACUCGGACCACUUCCGGUUCGCCGCGGAGCGUGACCUCGAGCGGCGGGGAAUCGCCACCGUCAACUGUGUCCGCCAUGAGGGCUGCGAGAUUCCGCUGUCGACGGUUUGGCUGAGUGCCGCGACCGGAAGUCGUACGAUCGUGCACUCGAAUCCGAACCUGCCGGAACUUACGGUGGAGGAUUUUAGAGGGUGUGAUUUGAGCUUGUACAGCUGGGUGCAUUUUGAGGGCAGACGAACUGCGUCGGAAAUUUCCAAAAUGAUCGCGUCUAUCAAAGAGUGGAACGAUCGUUCGGAGGAGGAAAAGAAAAUCCUAAUCUCUGUAGAUCUGGAAAAGCCACGAGAUUCCAACCUGUUGCUCGUGCCAAAUGUGGACAUCAUCUUUCUUGGCAAAGACUUUGCACGCUUCCGAGGAUUCAACUCGGCGCUGGAAGCGGUUCAUGGUUUUAGAAAGGAAUUUCCCGGAAGUUAUACAAUCAUCUGCCCUUGGGGAAGCAGCGGAAUCGCUGCACUAGAUGCCAACGGCCAAUACCUCAACUGCGGCGUCUAUCCGCCGGAAACGGUGCGCGAUACGCUCGGCGCAGGGGACACAUUCUGCGCGGGAUGCAUCUUCCAGCUGAACCGUGGCAGCUCGCUGCAAGCCGCACUCGAGUUCGGAUCAAAACUGGCCGGCGCCAAGAUCGGUGACUUUGGGUUUGACCAUUUGGGCGGGAAAAUACCCGCCCUUUUGGAGGGUUGUUCGAAGUGAACUGUGUAAAAUAAAAAGUGAGGUUAUACAAUGAAAUGAUUUUUUAUUUGUUUUCACUUUUUUAAAGCAAAUGAACAGGAACAAUCCUCCUUGGUACGAGUUGCCUCA
Culex pipiens pallens (northern house mosquito) is the source of this 1113-nucleotide messenger RNA. RefSeq names its product ketohexokinase-like. Gene Ontology annotation, biological process: fructose metabolic process. Lineage: Eukaryota; Metazoa; Arthropoda; Insecta; Diptera; Culicidae. The record is from RefSeq and is a predicted model, not a curated record. Gene Ontology annotation, molecular function: ketohexokinase activity.